UGUUUGUCUCGGGGAGGUUCGCGGGCAGACAUGGACCUGCACUGCGUCAUUUGCCUGAUUCUUGCGGCUAACUUGAGAGCUACCGCAGGCCAAAUAACCAGAUGCCCUCGAGGCCAGUGGCAGUGUGAUGAUGGAAACUGUAUCCCUGAUGUGUUGAGAUGUGAUGGAACCGGAGAAUGUCUGGAUGGAUCUGAUGAAAUGGAAUGUGCAGCACCCUCAGGCUCCCCUCAGUGUCCACCAGGUCAGUUUUCUUGUUUGGACUCUGUCGGCUGUGUGGACUCGUCUGCCCGCUGUGAUGGAAAAGCCCAGUGUCCCUCAGGCUCAGACGAGGAGAACUGCCCUGCCACUGACGGCUGUUUGGACUCGGACUGGACCUGUAAGAAUCGCAUGUGUGUCCCUAAAGGGCUGCGCUGCAACGGAGUGAACGACUGCAUGGACAAAUCCGAUGAAAAAGACUGUGGUGUGUGUGGUGAAGGCAGUGUGCAGUGUCCUGAUGGGACAUGUCUGUCCCCUGAAAAAAGGUGUGAUGGACAACUUCAGUGCUCAGAUGGCAGAGACGAGCCUGUGACGUGUGGUAAGUUUAUCGCUGAUUAA
This is a messenger RNA of Solea senegalensis (Senegalese sole), 594 nucleotides long. RefSeq names its product low-density lipoprotein receptor-like. NCBI's taxonomy places the organism in Eukaryota, Metazoa, Chordata, Actinopteri, Pleuronectiformes, Soleidae. Gene Ontology annotation, molecular function: protein binding. The coding region runs from base 31 to 594 and encodes 187 amino acids. The transcript has 4 exons. The record is from RefSeq and is a predicted model, not a curated record.